AUGAGCCUAAAUAUCCUCAUCACCGGCGCUGCUGGCUAUAUCGGAGGUUCUGUUCUCGCGGAACUCCUAUCUCGCACGAGUGGCCUCGUUAAAGCAAAGAACAUCAUUGCCGCGGUUCGCUCCGAAGAACAGGUUCAGAGCCUGUCAAAACUCGGCGUCAAUGUAGUUCAACUCAAUCUCCGAGACGAAGAUGCGGUCAAAGAAGUCGUACUUAAGAAUAAUAUUAAUUUCAUCAUUCACACUGCAAGCUCUUCAGAAGCGGCUCUUGUGUCUCACCUCAUUAAAGCCCUUGGCGAACACCGCAGAAUCAGUGGAAAAGAUGCGUAUUUCAUUCAUUCGUCGCUAACCACCCUCUUUUCGGAAGAGGCUGGUUGGACAUACGGGGAAGUGAGAGAUUCCGACCCAAUUUUUGAAAAGGAGAAGGAAAUAGGAGACCUCCACCCCGCUCGACAUACGAAUAUUCUCGUUGCGGAGUUGUCUAAAGAAUUGGGGGUUACGAGCUUUAAUGUUGCCGUCCCGAUGGUUUACGGGAGAGGCGCCGGCGAGUGGAGGAAGGUAUCCGUCAAUAUCCCGGCCUCUAUUAGAACCGCCAUCGCGAAUAAAAUCGUAUAUAAGUUUGAUAAGGAUGGUGCCCCGCCUGCGACGCACAUCUCAGAUCUAGCCGCACUUUAUGCCCUUCUUGUAGAGAAAGUCACCCACAAAGAGCCCAUUCCGAGCGGCGAGAAGGGUUAUUACUUUGCUACGGUUCACAAGUGUCCUUGGUGGGAAGUCAUGGACGGUAUCGCCAAGUCCAUGCAUGAGCGUGGGCUUGUGGCAGAGCCCAAAGCACAGUUGUGGCCUAGCUAUGAACUAGCAGCAGAUCAAUUAGGAUUUCCACGACGAUUCAUUCGGGCUAUGGCUACUUCUAGCGGCGACCUUGUCCCGGUGAAUUCGUAUAAUCUCGGGUGGCAGCCGAAGUGGGAUCAAGAAAGAUUUUUGAACAGCUUAGAUGAGGAAGUCCAGACUAUGCUGGAGGUGGAUACGGUCAAGCCUACCAUUUUUGAUUUCUUGUUGAACAAUUAA
This is a messenger RNA of Hypoxylon trugodes, 1062 nucleotides long. RefSeq names its product NAD(P)-binding protein. NCBI's taxonomy places the organism in Eukaryota, Fungi, Ascomycota, Sordariomycetes, Xylariales, Hypoxylaceae. The coding region runs from base 1 to 1062 and encodes 353 amino acids. The record is from RefSeq and is a predicted model, not a curated record. The transcript has 8 exons.